This is a messenger RNA of Gambusia affinis (western mosquitofish), 2408 nucleotides long. RefSeq names its product beta-1,4-galactosyltransferase 3. Gene Ontology annotation, biological process: carbohydrate metabolic process. Bases 594 to 1736 code for a protein of 380 amino acids. The transcript is spliced from 7 exons. NCBI's taxonomy places the organism in Eukaryota, Metazoa, Chordata, Actinopteri, Cyprinodontiformes, Poeciliidae. The record is from RefSeq and is a predicted model, not a curated record. Gene Ontology annotation, molecular function: glycosyltransferase activity.
UGGCACCUCGGUAGUUCGGUAGUUUUGCCGGGGCAGCGUGAACCUUCUCCCCCUGCGCCGGCUGUUGUGGGCGGUGUGGGGCUCGUGGUGAAGGGGAGGGAACCUCCUGCUCCUCUCAGACCGCCUUGACUUCACAAACACGUCAGAAACACGGCGGAGCGGCUGCGGGGAGCGCCGUCCGAUACCCACGCCUCCUCUCUCGAACCUGGUUGCCACGGCAACGGGUCAGCGAGUACCGCGGGCCGGCAUCGUUGUUCCAGAACCGGCUGUAAUCCUCGCUCCCUUUGUUCUGGCGGCGGCCCACGGGGGCCAUGAUGGGGGGGCGGCAGCCAAAUCAGCCGACGGCAGCAGAAUGAGCGGGCCGGGUCUUCACCUCACGGCGAGCCGGACCCCCAGAGGUCGGCCCAGCGAUGAGCUGAAGGAUCGCCAGGCGCUCGUUUCCUCUCCUGCCGGUUGAUACUUCCUGUUUCCUGUCUGGGGGGAAGCUCCCCCCCACGCCUACCUGAAGUGCCUUCCUAUCCCUGAACUGAUCCGUUUCGUCUCACGUCCUCACCUGGACCUUUCAGAACCGCUUCAUUCAUCCAGCCGUCGCCAUGGUUACCCUGCAGUCCAAGUGGCGCUUCCUGUUCAUGUUCCUGGGCAUCCAGCUGGUCGUCAUGGCGCUGCUGUCCCGGGAGGGCUACCACAAGCGGGUCAGCUACUUCAUCCGGAUCUUCCGUAAGGGCGAGGCGGCCGGCCCGGUCCGGAACCGCACCGGCGCCGCGCUGGGCGGUGGGGACGUCUACGCCAACCUGUCCCACCUGUCCCGGGGACACGGCCACGCCGACGACAUGCCUUACUGCCCCAAGACGUCCCCGCUCAUCGGCGGGCCGAUCCACGUCAGCUUCCCGUCCGGCCUGACCCUGGCCCAGGUCCAGAAGAAGAACCCCCUGGUGGUGAGCGGGGGGCGGUACCGGCCGCCGGACUGCGAGGCCCGCCACCGGACCGCCAUCAUCAUCCCGCACCGCCACCGCGAGCAUCACCUGAAGUUCCUGCUCUACUACCUGCAUCCGUUCCUGCAGCGGCAGCAGCUCAGCUACGGCAUCUACGUCAUCCACCAGGCCGGGAAUUACACCUUCAACCGGGCCAAGCUGAUGAACGUUGGCUUCCGGGAGGCGAUGAGGGAGGAAGACUGGGACUGCCUCUUCUUCCACGACGUCGACCUCAUCCCCGAGGACGACCGCAACCUCUACGUCUGCGACGCCAACCCCAAGCACGCCGCCAUCGCCAUGGACAAGUUUGGCUACAAGCUUCCGUACAAAAUGUACUUUGGAGGCGUGUCGGCGCUGUCGCCGCUGCACUACCUGAAGAUGAACGGCUUCCCCAACAACUACUGGGGCUGGGGCGGCGAGGACGACGACAUCGGCGUCAGGGUGUCUCUGGCGGGGAUGUUCAUCAGCCGUCCGUCUCUGAAAGUCGGCCGUUACAAAAUGAUCAAACACAAGCUGGACAAGGGCAACGACGUGAACCCCAAGAGGUUCAACAUGUUGGCGAAGACACGUCAGACCUGGAAGAUGGACGGCAUGAACACGGUGGAGUACGAGGUCGUCUCCAGGGACUACCUGCCUCUCUACACCAACAUCACCGUCAACAUCGGGACGGAGUCCGGCCUGCACCCGCCUGCACCGAAACCCGCAGCGCCGAAACUUUCAGCCAAUUCUUCAACCAAACUCCAGGAGAAACUUGCUGUGAAAUAAUCCUGUUGGUGUGAUUUGUGGUAAAAUGAAGUGAUAGCUCCCCCUUGUGGCUCCUGCGGUCAUCUGGAGCUGCAGAGAGGAGGAACCUGGUUGGACUCUGUGAGUUUGUGUGUCAGGCGCUGUAUAAACCAUGAGGCCUUAGAAUCGCGUCUUUUCUCUUCAUGUAGACCUUAGAGCGUAGAAAGAGUUCAGAGGAGGAAGCUGCUGGAGCGUUUUCUGAUCAGCUGACCGGGCCUGGGUCAGUUUCAGAUUCACUGCAUCUGUUUCUCUUUUUCCUCGUUUCCUGUGGAUGAUAAAUGAAUUCCUGCAUUUUCUUCACUCCGACGGCUGAUUGUGUGAAAACAUCUCUCUUCUCCUCUGAGUUUGGCAGAAGAAACCAAAGAAGAAGUUUUUACUCUUCAUAUCACUUGAUGUUUGUUUGCUUGGAGCUCCAGGUUGCAUCAGACUCCUGCAUCACGUAGAUGGGAAAUGGCCUUAGACACUCCAGCCUGGUUCUGAUCCAUAAACGGCAGUUUGGGUCGGACAGACUGAGACUUUUACUCCUGGAGGAGAGGAACUGAAUGGGACGGGUUGCUCUGGGUUCUGGUGUCAGUUAAUUUCUGUUCUCCUUUCCAACUUCUGCACAGUCCACAGUGGCCUUAUAAUCAUAAAUAAACAGAUUCAAGAUGAAAA